Monopterus albus (swamp eel) is the source of this 1726-nucleotide messenger RNA. Its product is annotated as heterogeneous nuclear ribonucleoprotein L-like. The coding region runs from base 40 to 1632 and encodes 530 amino acids. Gene Ontology annotation, molecular function: RNA binding. NCBI's taxonomy places the organism in Eukaryota, Metazoa, Chordata, Actinopteri, Synbranchiformes, Synbranchidae. The record is from RefSeq and is a predicted model, not a curated record. The transcript is spliced from 14 exons. Gene Ontology annotation, cellular component: nucleus. Gene Ontology annotation, biological process: mRNA processing.
UUGAUCGUCACUACCACCAUCCUUUUUAACCGGGACAACAUGGCUACUGCAGCGAGUCGUUACUACAGCGAAGACGGCAGGGCAACGAAAAGACAGAAAACCGACGGAAUGGCUACGGGAUAUGAAGAUCCACACAAGACCCUUCCUUCUGUGGUGGUGCACGUGCGUGGACUGGUGGAUGGUGUUACAGAGGCUGACCUUGUGGAGGCCCUGCAGGAGUUUGGAACAAUCAGCUAUGUAGUGGUGAUGCCCAAGAAACGUCAGGCAUUGGUGGAGUACGAAGACAUGAAUGGCUCAUCUACAGCUGUAACCUACGCUGCAGACAACCAAGUCUACAUCGCAGGCCACCCAGCCUUUAUCAACUACUCUACAAGCCAGAAGAUCUCCAGGCCGGGAGACUCUGACGACUCCAGAAGUGUUAACAAUGUCCUCCUGCUCACCAUCAUGAACCCUAUCUACCCCAUCACCACGGAUGUCAUCUACACUAUCUGCAACAACUGUGGGCCUGUUCAGAGAAUUGUCAUCUUCAGGAAGAAUGGUGUCCAGGCAAUGGUUGAAUUUGACUCUGUGCAAAGCGCCCAACGGGCCAAGGCAUCACUCAACGGCGCAGACAUCUACUCCGGCUGCUGCACACUGAAGAUCGAGUAUGCCAAGCCAACACGCCUGAAUGUGUUCAAGAAUGACCAAGACACCUGGGACUACACAAACCCCAAUCUGGGAGGCCCAGAUGGUGAUGCAGAUGGCAAUGGGAGCAGUGCAGAAGACGUGAAUGCCAACCCCAACAAGCGCCAGAGACAGCCUGCUCUGCUGGGCGACCACCCUCCAGAGUACGGAGGAGGUUAUCACAGCUAUGACGAGAGCUAUGGAUCCCCACCCUAUGAGGGUCGCCGCAUGGGUCCACCAAUGAGAGGGCGUGGAGGUAGAAGCUACGGGCCGGGCUAUGGACCUCCUCCCCCUCCUCCUGGCGAGUAUGGUGCCCACGCUGAUUCUCCGGUGGUCAUGGUGUACGGACUGGACCCUCUCAAGAUGAAUGCAGACAGAGUCUUUAAUAUCUUUUGUCUCUAUGGCAACGUUGAGCGGGUGAAGUUCAUGAAGAGUAAGCCUGGGGCAGCCAUGGUGGAGAUGGGAGACUGCUAUGCAGUGGACCGUGCCAUCACUCACCUCAACAACAACUUUCUCUUUGGACAGAAGCUGAAUGUGUGUGUGUCCAAGCAACAAGCCAUCGUACCUGGUCAGUGCUAUGAGUUGGAUGACGGCACAAGCAGCUUCAAGGACUUCCACGGCUCCAGGAACAACCGGUUCACGUCACCAGAACAGGCAGCCAAAAACCGCAUUCAGCAUCCAAGCAACGUGCUGCACUUCUUCAACGCCCAGCCAGAUGUCACGCCAGAGGUCUUCUCUCAGAUUUGUGAGGAAAUUGGUGUCAAGUGCCCCGUCAACGUCAAAAUGUUCACAGGAAAGAGUGGUGCAGCUCCCAGUGACCGCAGUGCUUCAGGUCUGCUGGAGUGGGAGUCUAUCAAUGAUGCCAUGGAGGCACUGGCCAUGAUGAACCACUACCAGAUGAAAAAUGCGGGUGGUCCCUACCCUUACACCCUCAAGCUGUGCUUCUCCACUGUUCAGCACGCCAACUGAGCGCACUGCUGUAGCCAGGAAGAUGAUCGGUCCACCAUGUGCUUGCAUCAUGAUGGCUUCAGCGCCUGAGAGAAAUAUUUCUUAAAAAUGCACA